CCAGGAACAAGAUGGCGACUGAUGGUAGGUAAUAUAAACAAGGAAUUCAAGACCAAGAUUAGAAGUAACACCUGCCUCUGUCUACAAUGGUGUAGUUCAAGAUGGACUCUUCCGAGAGAAUCACUUCUGAUCGACAAGAAGAUGUUGCUGAGGUUGGGUCUAAUGAUUAUUCAAGAUACGGAAUUCGGGAUGUUCCGGUAUACACCACAACAACGGCCCUCGGCAAGACCAAAACAUUUGCCGGACUCUUUGCAAAGGAAUGGAUUUUCCUCUUUGUGUCCUCUGUUAACAUCCUGUCAGCAAUUGGGCUGACACUGUAUCGGAUGAUCACAGUUCUCCGUGAGGACCCAGAGUCAGCUGACUUCACCUUCACCCUACUUCUCUUGAUCAAUGCAGGUUUUUGCAUCUACUACGUGGUCCAUGGAGUGCUGAGGGAGCGGGUGUACGAGCUGUACGCCCUGAUGGCAGCUAUAUUGGUGGUGGUCAUGUACUGCAUACUGGAGUACUUCGUCAUCAAUCCGGACGGCCACACUACAGUGAAGCUGGUCAGAGUGGUCAUGGUGUGUGCGAUGGCUCCUCCCAACAUUAUCCUGGCUUUUAUAGUUUCCAGAAACUUUGGCUUCCUAGAGUUUCGCAUUGUUGGAGCUUCAGAAUACUUACAAAAGCUGUACAGACAAGCUGCAAUUUUUUCUUGUCUUCUCAAAUUUGAUCUACAAGCUUCUUGUAGCAUCGUCAUCUUGGCUUUGAAAGAUGGAACAAACGUUUCUCUUGUGGAAACAAUAUCUCUGGCUAUAGGGCUGCCAUACUCACUCUUCUGGUGUUUUCUGGGUUGGAUUUCUCUUCGACAGGAACUGAAAAAAGGGGCUAUAGUUUUCGCUGUCCUUGGGUUAAUCAAGCCUAUGUAUUAUCUGUAUAAGAUUAUCAAUGAGUAUAUUAAUCUCCGGGACGAUUCAGUGCCCACAGAGGACACCAUUGUCUACUCUCUUAUUGCUGCUGUGACUCUUGGGCUCCUCGUUUGGCUCAUGGGCAUGGUGGAGCUGGUCUAUGUGUACAAAAACUUUGGCAAGGGCUUGAAGGAGAGAGUGAGAGGAAGUAACUUUGAAUCUCAGCUGAUUGCCAAUGAAAACACAGGACUCCUGUCAGGCAGCAGAUCCAGCUGGAGCCCCAGAUAGAUGUGGAUGCCAACACAGAACCGACUUACAACCCUCAUCAGGAUAUUUUGAUUAUGUGCAGCUUCUCUGAGACUGCUGCUUUGUUGUUUGUUGUUUGUUGGGGGGUUUUUUGUUAGGAGGGGGCUGAGGAUCUUUUUGAACCAUUUACAAUGAUAUUUUCAAUGUAAAUAAUUCUCAGAGACUGAAACUGGACUUGUUUGAUUGAGUAGACUUUUGUUGGUUUAAAUUCGUUUUUAGACUAGAGGAUUGGGU
Molecule: messenger RNA, 1424 nt
Organism: Aplysia californica (California sea hare)
Lineage: Eukaryota; Metazoa; Mollusca; Gastropoda; Aplysiida; Aplysiidae
Exons: 11
Coding region: 102-1172 (356 amino acids)
Source: RefSeq, a predicted model, not a curated record